Alligator sinensis (Chinese alligator) is the source of this 798-nucleotide messenger RNA. It is a transcript of the gene DNASE1L1, whose product is annotated as deoxyribonuclease 1 like 1. The transcript is spliced from 7 exons. Lineage: Eukaryota; Metazoa; Chordata; Crocodylia; Alligatoridae. Gene Ontology annotation, biological process: DNA catabolic process. The record is from RefSeq and is a predicted model, not a curated record. Gene Ontology annotation, cellular component: nucleus. Gene Ontology annotation, molecular function: DNA nuclease activity.
AUGCUAAUUGACCCUCUCCAAAUUGUGGCCCACUGUGAUGUGAUGGUCCUGCAGGAGGUGACAGAUGCCAAGGGUACAACUGUGCCCACCCUGCUUCAGGCCCUGGACAGGGACACCUGGGUUCCCUGGUCCGUGGGUGCUGGGACCUACAUGGCGCUGAGCAGUCUGCCACUGGGCCACAGCACCUACUGGGAGCAGUAUGUUUUCCUCUACCAGCCAGCCCGGAUCUGCCUCCUGGAUGCUUUCACAUACCCAGACUUGGCCCCUGGGCGCCCUGAUGUCUUUGCCUGCGAGCCCCAUAUUGUCCGCCUCCACCUGCCCAGCCGGGUCCUGCCAACCCUGGUGCUCAUACCCCAGUACACAACACCUGAGAAUGCAGAGGCAGAGAUUGAUGCCCGCUACGAUGUCUUCCUGGUGGCUCGGGAGCACUGGGGCAUCGAGGACACACUGUUGUUGGGGGAUUUCAAUGCAGGCUGUGGCUAUGUGGCGGUGUCACGCUGGGGCCAGAUCUGAUUGCGCCAGGCACCAAUUUUGCACUGGCUGCUGCCCAAUGGUGCUGACACCACUGUGCAUAACAACACUCGCUGUGCCUAUGACAGGAUUGUGGCCCAUGGUGACCACUGCCUCCAGGCCAUCAUCCCCAACUCAGCUAAAGCUUUCAACUUUGCCACUGCCUUCAGGCUCACAGAGGAGCAGGCCCUGGCUGCAAGUGACCACUAUCCUGUGGAGGUGAUGCUGAGUUGUGGCCUACCCCAGCCCCUUACCCCUGUCCUGCUGCUGCUGCUGCCUGCUCUGUAG